AUUCGAAAAGUUUUAGCCAUGAAUGAUAGAAAUGGAAGGACAAGAGAAAGAGAUUCGGUUGAUUCCCUUGAAGCACUUUCUGAUUUAUCCAUUGAAAAUCAAGGCUCAGAACCUAUUAUGUCUUCUAGUGAAGCAAUUCAGAAUUUCAGAGUUUUCGCAGCAACAUGGAAUGUAGGAGGGCAAAGCCCCAGUGGGAACCUUGAUCUGAGUGAUUUUCUUCAGGUCCGAAAUGAAACAGAUAUGUAUGUUUUGGGCUUUCAGGAGAUUGUCCCUUUAAAUGCUGGAAAUGUGCUGGUAUUAGAGGAUAAUGAGCCUGCUGCUAAAUGGCUUGCUUUAAUCAAUCAAUCACUAAAUGGUCCUUCAGAUUUGGCUUCUAAAGGACUAAAACCUACUGCAUCUUUUGGAGGGUCAUUGUUCUUCCAAAAGCCUUCUUUAAAGAAGAUUAAGAAAACUUUCAAGAAAGUAAAUGGAAAGAGGCUAAAGAGUUGUAACUGUGUUCUUGUAAUGGAAAGGAAGGCUGCUAAGGAUUUCUGUUUUCGCUGCCAAGAAUCAAAUUUAAUGCCAGAUGAUUCUUCCACAGAAGAGGAGGAUGACAAUUUUCCAAUUUCUGUUACUUUGGCUACUAAUCAAAUGAAAUACAGUCUUGUUGCAUGCAAACAAAUGGUUGGAAUUUUUGUGUGUGUCUGGAUGAGGAAGGAGCUUGUUCAGUAUAUAGGCCAUUUGAGAAUAUGUUGCACUAGUCGUGGGAUCAUGGGUUGUCUUGGAAACAAGGGGUGUAUAUCUGUAAGCAUGUCAUUCUAUCAGACAAGUCUUUGCUUUAUCUGCAGUCAUUUGGCAUCUGGAGAGAAAGAGGGUGACGAGCUUCGCCGGAAUCUUGAUGUCAUAGAGAUAUUAAAGAACACUCAGUUUCCAAGGAUUUGCAAGACAGCAUAUAGUAGGAUGCCAGACAAAAUUUUAGACCACGACCGAAUCAUAUGGUUUGGGGACUUGAAUUACAGAAUUUCUUUGAGUUAUGAUGAUGCAAAAUGGCUUGUGGAAAAGAAGGAUUGGCCUGCGCUUUUUAACAAGGAUCAGCUUAAAAGGGAAAGAGAAGCAGGUCGUGUAUUCAAAGGGUGGAAAGAGGGGAAGAUUUUCUUUGCACCUACUUAUAAAUAUGUCUUCAAUUCAGAUACUUACUAUGUUGAAGGUGUAAAAGUCUCAAAGAACAAAAGGAGAACUCCAGCUUGGUGUGAUAGAAUCUUGUGGCAUGGAAGGGGACUACAUCUAGUUUCAUACGUGCGUAAGGAAUUUACAUUUUCUGACCAUAGGCCUGUUUGUGCAACAUUUUUGGUAGAAGUUGAGGUUAUGCCCAAUAUACAAAAGAAGAAAGUUUCCACUUUCAACUUUCGGAUGGAUAAUCUUGUGCCCGCAAGAAAUUCAAAUUAUUCUUGAAAAUUGGCACUGAUGCACUAAACACAA
This is a messenger RNA of Gastrolobium bilobum, 1458 nucleotides long. Its product is annotated as type I inositol polyphosphate 5-phosphatase 10. Bases 19 to 1431 code for a protein of 470 amino acids. The record is from RefSeq and is a predicted model, not a curated record. Gene Ontology annotation, biological process: phosphatidylinositol dephosphorylation. Gene Ontology annotation, molecular function: phosphatidylinositol-4,5-bisphosphate 5-phosphatase activity; phosphatidylinositol-3,4,5-trisphosphate 5-phosphatase activity; inositol-polyphosphate 5-phosphatase activity. Lineage: Eukaryota; Viridiplantae; Streptophyta; Magnoliopsida; Fabales; Fabaceae. The transcript is spliced from 9 exons.